AUGUGGUGGGAGGGUGGAAAUGAAGUGUAUGAGGGCAGCGGCGAGUUGGGACACGUCUUUGGAAGACAAGGCGCAGGAGAGGGCUCACCGUGACUUCAUGUUUUCAUCCCUCUCCGAAGGGGAUCCACAGACUUGUCGGCCGGGUUUCCCGUCUCUCUGAGUCGGCGGAGGAGUCUCACCGUCCAUCCAAUGUGCGUAAAAGGGCUCCAUUUCCUCACCGUCCUGGCUGGACUCGCAGCUUCAGGCGUGCUGCAGGUCAGCGGGAUGCGUAUCUACACAUCUGGGGAAAUCGAGGCAGUCAAUGGGACAGACGUUCGUCUGAAAUGCACGUUUCAGAGCUCAGCUCCCAUCAACGUCAACCUCGUCGUCAUCUCCUGGACCUUCAGACCCCUCGGACCGGGCCGAGAAGAGUCGGUGUUCCACUUCCAGCAGCGGCCGUAUCCUCCUGUAGAAGGCAUCUUCAGGAAGCGCAUCGUCUGGGCCGGGGAUAUUAACGGCCGCGAUGCCUCCAUCAUAAUUCGAGAGGUCAAGUUCACCUACAACGGCACCUACAUCUGCCAGGUGAAGAACCCGCCGGACGUCCACGGCAGCGUCGGACAGAUUAAACUCCGCGUCGUCACCACAGCUUCCUUCUCCGAGCUUCUCCUCCUGGCGCUGGCCAUCGGAGGCGGCAUCGCUGUGGUGGUCAUCCUCCUCAUCAUCAUCGUGUCCUGCAGGAGGUGCAGUAAGCGGAGACAGAGGCAGAUGGAGGGGAACGAAGAGGCGCCCCGCAAAGAGAGAAAAGACCCCACCGCGUGCCACCCAUCGAGGGCCAUCCACCUCUACCUAUCAGAGACGUCCGUAGAGAUUGACAGUUCAGACGGCAUGAUCUCAGACCCCAGCACCCCCAGCUCGAGCUCCUCAGAGGACGAGGGCCCGAGCUCAGACGACGAGGACGACGAUGACGACUCCGACUGAAGAGGUGGGGACAGAACGGGGAGACGGAAACGCUGAUGUGAAGUCAGCCAGGGGUCUUGCUGAAGGGAAACCCGGACGGCACCUGUGGAUCCCACUCUUCAGUCGAGUGGAGGCUGGAUGAUGAAGGAAGAGCUGCUUGCGAGCGCAUUGUUCAAGACUGUGAGGAGAAGUUUCCAAACAAGAGCAAAGAGAUGAUCCCUCUGACAAGAAGCUGGAUCAAAAGUCGAGUAACUUUACUUUUCAGAGAGUCCAGAAAUAUUCGCACGAGGGAAGAAAUGCUGAAUCCUGAAGCUGGCUUGGCGGCUGUCCUGAAGGGUAAAGGGGUCAAUAAUUGUCUGUUGGUUUAGACAUGAAUCUUGUUAAGUAUAGGAAGUCAAUACCAGAAUCAGCUGCAGCAAGCAAUCGAUUUCAUUGACGAUAUUGGCAUGUUUCUAUGUAGAGUAAGGAAAGCGGUUGCUGCCAUGAUGAGCCAUAAACAGAUCUUUAUCUUUCUAAGGGUGCCUGCAGCUUUUAAAACCAACUUUCCUGUUAACUUGUGUGGGAUCAUCUGUAGUUACGUUUUACAGCUAGAAGUCAUUCUGAACAAUGUAGGUCUUGCAUUUCAGUCAUUAAGCACAUCACUGUGAUAUCUGCCUGUCUGUGAGUACUCGUUAAAGGUGGCUCCAUCCUACACAUGUAGGCUGAGGUGCUCACAAUAUGUCACACCAGAUUGCUUUGAUAAAAAAAAGGUAUAAAUGUGAUGUUGCUGCCAUUAAGUCUGAAGGCCAAAUCCUUGAUCAGUGAGCGAGCGACUGCAUGCAGGCACCUGCCCUGAACGUCGUGUGGGAGCAACACAGUCAGAUCUGAAAACCCUUUGAUUGCAAAAUGUCCUUGAGAGCCUGUUUUCCUCUCCUGUGAAUGCAUCACGUCUACUAACAAAUGACUGUACUGCUGUCUUUCGUCCUUGCAUGACAGAGUUUUUACUUGUGUUUUAAUACUGAGCAGUAUGUUUAAAGACUUUCACUAGUUUUUUUUAGGUAAUGCCAGAAAUAUUUUAUCAUGUUGUUUAAAAGUGUCACCGUAUGUGUUUGUUAUAGAGCUUUUAUAAAAGAUUUUCUAAUAAAAAUGCCUUUAAAGCCCGA
Molecule: messenger RNA, 2078 nt
Organism: Stegastes partitus (bicolor damselfish)
Lineage: Eukaryota; Metazoa; Chordata; Actinopteri; Pomacentridae
Product: myelin protein zero-like protein 2
Biological process (GO): cell-cell adhesion
Cellular component (GO): plasma membrane
Source: RefSeq, a predicted model, not a curated record